Cajanus cajan (pigeon pea) is the source of this 2701-nucleotide messenger RNA. The record is from RefSeq and is a predicted model, not a curated record. NCBI's taxonomy places the organism in Eukaryota, Viridiplantae, Streptophyta, Magnoliopsida, Fabales, Fabaceae.
UAUCUAGCCAUCUCUUUGUUGCUGCUAUUUAUGAUAGAUAUAUUUCUUGUUCUCUGUCUCUAUUAUUGUCCUUUCCCCAAAGAGAUGCUAACUAAUUCCCUGUCACAGCUAUUGUUUUUGAAAUUGUUAUAUGAUAUGCGCAAUUCUGAUUAAUAUGGUAUUGGUAUAUCUGAGAUUCGUUAUUGCUCUCAUCAUAUAGCUUUACUUCAUUUGGAUUCUGUUUAGGGUUUAUUUGUUCGACAACCGUGGGUUUGACGUUAAUGUUUGCUCUCAUUUGUCGAUGGCCAAGAUCGAAAGAUUUGGAUUUCUCUAAUCUAAUCUAAUGCUUUAUAAUCUGUUCUUAUUUAAUGAUGUGUAUAUAUUGUUUGGCAGUAAAACGAAACGGGGAAAGCUAACAUUUUAUUUUCAAUAUUCAAUAUUUACUCCCUCCCUUGUUUAGGGUUUUUAAUUUCGUAUGCGAAUAGCAUUUGUUCUUGUCUUUUAAUCUUUGAUUUACUUCUAGACGGAACUACUGCUUUUCUAUACUCCUGAAAAAAUCCAAAAUUGUACUAGAAAAUGUGGGAUUAUUAAUUCUGUUUUUCUAUUUAGUACUUGUUUUUCAUGAAUUUUAAAACCAGAGGCUAGAGUUCUCUUAUUCAUAUCUCAUGUGCUUCGAAGAAUGGCUGUUAGCUUUACCGGGCAUGAUAAAGAGGGCAGAGACCAGACAGAAGAGAACAUGACAUCUAUCUAGUGGAGUUAUAAUUUAUUUGUGAUGGAUGAAACUGAAGUGGAAAAUCCCUUAUUCAUGGAAAUUAAAUCUGAAGAUAACAAAAUUGAAUUCCAGAGAAAUGAAAAUCAAGGUUUUGCAUCAGAGAAAGGAGAAGGUAGCAGUGUAGUUUUCUCAAGAGAAGCGCCACUUAUGAGGAAAGAGUCAAGAAUGUCCACUCCUUAUUGUUGCAAUGCCAAGAAGCUCAAAUCCAGGGCUGUUACAAUAGAUUGCGAGCUUGGAAAUAAUGAUAAAAUUGGGUUGGAGAAGAAACUAUGUAGACAAGACAGGAUUGAGUUGGGUCGGUUGUUUCAGGGUGCAGUGAGUUCCCAUGACUGGGAACUAGCAGAAAGUUUGAUUUUGGUUGCUGAUCCGCAGACGCUCAAUGAUGCCUUGUGUAGCACACUGGAUUCCAUCUGGUUCUUGAGCACAGAGCUAGAGCUUAAUGGGAUAAUGGGAUUUAUCAAGAAGAUCAUUGCUAAUGGUGCUUAUGACUUCACAAGAGCUGCUCUAAGAACUUCAUUCCUUGCUUCAUGUGUCUCUGCUUGCCAGAGUAGAACAAUGAGUCUCGCUGAUACAGUUACUGUAAUGGCCCAAAGGUUGCAUGAGCGCCUCCAGGAAUGCAAUGGAGAUGAAGUCUUGAAGGCAGAAGCAGGCGCUAAGGUUCAGAAAUUUACUGAAUGGGCUCUGAAAUGUAUAGGCAUCCAUUCCCGACUGCAGGAUGAUAGGGAAAGUGUGAUACACAGUUCAUCUGUUGAAAUCCAGCUCCGGUUAUCUGCCUUUAAGACAUUCCUUGAUCUUGCUGGCAACCGCCUUACGGGGAAGGACUUCAGUGAGGCCUUUGAUGCGGCUUGUUUUCCACUUACUCUUUUCUCCAGCUCAUUUGAUCCAGGUUGGGCAUUUGGCUUGUCAGCUACUGUGAUUCAAGGGUUGUUGGGCAUGCUAGUAGAGGGGGGUGCAGACAACGUCAAUCAGUGUUUCUUGGAGGCUUCACGUUUUGGCAGUACAGAACUUGUUCGCAUACUGUUGCAGAUUGCUCAAAGAAACAGCUUGGAUGUUGAUGUUGACUUGGCAUUGGGUUUUGCCUCCCAUUACGGCAAGAUAGGAACUAUGGAGUGCUUGGUGGAAGAGGGAAAUGCCAUAGCCUUUUUGGGUCCUUUGAUGAGAGCUGCUGAGAGGGGCUGCAUGCAAGUUGUUGAGUGGUUUGUGCAGAGGGGUUGUCGAGACAUGGAACUCUGCCUUGCCCUUACAGCAGCCACUUCUAGCUGCCAAGUUCACAUUGCGGCUUAUCUUCUGCCACACGUACCCCAGCAGGUCCUUGCAGCACUUAGUGUUGAAAUUCUAAAGGCUGCUGGUGAGCGUAGUGGUGGAUCUCUUGAUGGCGUAGCAUUUCUCCUCCAAUCUGAUUUCUUAGGUGAUCCUGCAGCUACUUAUGCUGUUGCAGAUAUUAUUGCUAAAUCAGAGGAUGAGGCUGUUGCGCCUGAGCUGAAGACUUUUCUUAAGGAGCACUGGUCAGAAGGAGCUUACAAGGAGGGAUUAAGGUUAGGGCAAGAACAUUACAUGAACCUUGUGAGAAUCAUAAAAUGGGGCGAGUCUCCUAUUUGCUUAAGAGAUCUUCCGGCCCCGCUCACGGUGGCAAUCGCUUACCUCCCACUUUAUAGAGAGUGUGUCAAGGCGGGUGGCUGUUUGUUUUCCCAACGGCUUAGGGGACAGCUGGUUGAAGCCGCUAGAAGGCUCGGGAAUAGGGUUUUGGGUGAAGUGACCCAUGGUCGAGAGCUAUUGGUCGUUUUGGAACAGCACCUUCCUCACUUUUUGCUCCAUCCAACCCGCAUUGCUUAGCUAGAUUCGGUUGCCAACGUUAUGUAUUUUUUAUUUACUUUUGACACCCAUCUUUAUUAUGUAAUGAAUGAAUGCCACCAUUGAUAACAAUUUUUAUCUGGGAGUUAGUGUCUUCAA